AUGCCGAAAGUUAUCGAUAUACGCUUUGAGCAUCAUGAAGCGAGUGAUAUUGGCAUAGGGGAAGAUUGCCCGCGCAUUUCAUGGAGCUACAUAGGCGAGGAUCAGGAUUGGAUACAACAGUCUUACACCAUCGAAAUUUCGCGCCAUGGGAUCACGAACACCUAUGACUCUAGUUCAAAUCAAUGCCUCUUUGUUCCGUGGCCUGAAACACCAUUGCUGUCUACGGAAGUUGCCCUCGUUCGGGUUCGCGCUUCGGAUGAGCGGGGGAACCUGACAGAGUGGUCUGACGUUGCAAAAGUUGAGGCUGGCCUGCUCCAUCAGGAAGACUGGAAAUGCCAUCUGAUUGAAGCCGAGUCCGCAGACUGGACGGAGAAUUAUCAUCGGCCGACAAUCUUCAGACGAGAAUUCUCUCUUCGUCAACAAAUCCGUCGGGCUCGUCUUUAUAUCACUUCUCAUGGCAUUUAUACCGCUAAGCUGAAUGGACGCUCGAUUGGCGACCACGUUUUGUCACCGGGAUGGACCAACUACAAGAACCGGCUCACAUACCAAACAUUCGAUGUUUCCUCCCAUGUGGGUACCGACCUCAACACACUCGAUGUCACCGUUGCUCCAGGGUGGUACUGUGGGCGUCUUGGCUGGCGUGCUGGCAAGACGAAUGUAUACGGUUCCGCCCUUGGACUUAUUGCUCUCCUCCAAGUUGAGUACGAGGAUGGUGAGUCCAUUGUGUUGGGAACAGACAGCGGUUGGCAAUGGGGAUAUGGUCCAACACUCUCUUCCGAGCUGUAUGACGGUGAAGUGUUCGACGCAAACCAGUCUUUGUCGCAGCUCACCCAGUGGGGGAAUGUCACUUGCAAACCGAUAAUUGACCGCCUUGCAUCUCCGGAUGGUCCACCGAUGAGGCGCACGCAAGAGAUUCAACCUAUUGCAAUCUUGAAGAGUCCAUCUGGCCAGUCUAUCAUCGACAUGGGGCAAAACAUGGUGGGUUGGCUCCGAAUUAAGGUGGCUGGAGGUAGUGCAGGACACCAAAUCCAGCUGCAAUUCGUUGAGGCCUUGGAAAAUGGGGAAUGCGCCACCCGCACGUUGCGGGCUGCAAAGGCCCGAGACACUGUAAUCUUGGGUAGCGAUGGCACUCUCGAAUGGGAGCCGAAUUUCACGUUCCAUGGUUUCCGGUACGUGGGAGUGGACAACUGGCCAGGUACCCUGACAACGGAUUGCGUGAAGGGAAUUGUGGUCCAUACGGAUAUGACCAAAACAGGGUCUUUCUCGUGUUCGAAUCCUCUGCUCAACAGACUUCAUGAAAAUAUCAUCUGGUCGAUGCGAGGAAACUUUCUAGGAAUACCGACCGACUGCCCACAGCGAGACGAACGACUGGGUUGGACUGGCGACAUUAAUGUCUUUGCCGACACAGGGAAUUAUCUCUACCGUACGGGAGGCAUCCUGAAGACUUGGCUCGAUGACCUCAAGUACGAACAGGAGGAGGCAGGAGGAAUUGUACCGCUGGUGGUCCCAAAUGUGAUUGAUGGCUUCGAUCAAGAUGCACAUGCAAUCUGGGGAGAUGUCUCCGUGAUGCUCCCUUGGUCCUUGUAUCGAGCCACCGGCGACCGAGAGGUCCUAUCUCGACAGUAUACGAGUAUGAAGGCCUGGUUGGAUGUCAUCCCACGUCGUGAAAAUCUAUUAUGGAACUAUACUGCCGACUGGAAACUUGGAGACUGGCUUGAUCCUGCUGCUCCUCCUGAUGACUGUGGAAAAGCAACCACCAACCCAACUUUCGUUUCGGAUGCAUUCCUCGCUCAUAUAACAACAUUGAUGACAGUCAUCAGUGAGAUCUUAGAGGAGAAGGCAGAUGUACAGGCAUACACGGUCGCGUCGGAGAAAAUUCGAUCCAUCUUCGCCCACGAAUACAUCACCCCCGCUGGCCUUGUGGCCAAUUGCACACAAACCGCGUUCGCUCUUGCAAUGCAGUUUAAUUUGAUUCCAUCCGAAAAGCAAGAAUUAUACGCUGGUCGCUACCUCUCUAGUAUUAUACUUGAAAGUAGCCGAUACAAAAUCGGCACAGGGUUCGCUGGUACCCCAUACAUCGGCCACGCUUUGUCCAAAGUUGGGCAAACAGAUAUAUUCUACCGCAUGCUCCUGUCUCGGAAAAAUCCAAGUUGGCUAUAUCCUGUGACCAUGGGUGCUACUACGAUGUGGGAACGUUGGGAUAGCUUACUUCCGGAUGGAUCCAUCAAUCCAGGAGAGAUGACCAGCUUCAAUCACUACGCCUUGGGGGCUGUUGGGAGCUGGAUGCAUAGUGUCAUCCUCGGAUUCCGCAUCCAGGAAGCCGGCUGGAAGGGCAUCAAGAUCGAACCUGUCCCAGGAGGUGGUUUGAAAUGGGCGGAAGGUGAAUACCUGAGCGGAUAUGGAAUGUACAGAGUUAGGUGGGUGAUUAUACAGGAUUCAAAGACGCAGGAUGAGAGUCUCUCGGUUGAGAUUCAAGUCCCCCCCCAAUACCACGGCGGACGUCAAGUUGCCGGGAUCGGAGGAUGUGAAACGUGUUGGAUCAGGAUUGCACAGAUGGACAGCCCCAUACAAGUCAACUCAAUGGCCACCAGAGCCAUUGUCUUUACCAUUCGGUGA
Messenger RNA from Penicillium crustosum, 2616 nucleotides. RefSeq lists its product as uncharacterized. The coding region runs from base 1 to 2616 and encodes 871 amino acids. NCBI's taxonomy places the organism in Eukaryota, Fungi, Ascomycota, Eurotiomycetes, Eurotiales, Aspergillaceae. The transcript has a single exon. The record is from RefSeq and is a predicted model, not a curated record. Gene Ontology annotation, biological process: carbohydrate metabolic process.